AUGGACGCCCAAACCUCGUUUCCCAGGUUAGAGCACAUAGCAGACAUCCACCUCGACCUCUCCCCCGCACUACCCAGUGGCACAACACCCAAAGGCACAAACCUCUGGAUCCCCAUCACAGGAGGAACCAUCAAAUCACCCUCAACUACCACCUCCAAUCUACCAAAAUUAAAUCUCACCGUCCCUCCCGGCGGUGGGGACUACCCAACGCUCCACGCCACAGAUGAAGUCCUCUCGCUCGACGUUAACCUUGUCGCCAUAGACGAAGAAACGAAAGACCUCUUUCGCUUCCAGAAUUCGGGAUAUAUUACGCUGAACGAGGAGGUUAGUGCUCUAUUGUUGGAGGGGAAGGGGAGGAGUACGGAGUUUGGGGAGAAGGAUGUUAGGGAGACGAUUACUUGUAAUACUGGGAGUAAGGACUUUGGAUGGAUGAAUUUUGGGACUAUGGUUGCACAGGGACGGUUGCUGGAACGGGAUGGGGGGUUGGGUGGGAUUGAGUUUAGGGUUUUUAGAUUUGUUGCGCAGGUUUAG
This is a messenger RNA of Hymenoscyphus albidus, 531 nucleotides long. NCBI's taxonomy places the organism in Eukaryota, Fungi, Ascomycota, Leotiomycetes, Helotiales, Helotiaceae. The record is from the annotation of a GenBank genome assembly.